ACAGGUCACGGGGCGGGGCCGAGGCGGAAGCGCCCGCAGCCCGGUACUGGCUCCUCCUGGGCUCCCUCUAGCGCCUUCCCCCCGGCCCGACCCCGCUGGUCAGCGCCAAGUGACUUGCGCCCCCGACCCUGAGCCCGGACCGCUAGGCGAAGAGGAUCAGAUCUCCGCUCGAGAAUCUGAAGGUGCCCUGGUCCUGGAGGAGUUCCGUCCCAGCCCGCGGUCUCCCGGUACUGUCGGGCCCCGGCCCUCUGGAGCUUCAGGAGGCGGCCGUCGGGGUCGGGGAGUAUUUGGGUCUGGGGUCUCAGGGAAGGGCGGCGCCUGGGUCCGUGGUAUCGGAAAGAGCCUGCUGGAGCCAAGUAGCCCUCCCUCUCUUGGGACAGACCCCUCGGUCCCAUGUCCAUGGGGGCACCGCGGUCCCUCCUCCUGGCCCUGGCUGCUGGCCUGGCCGUUGCCCGUCCGCCCAACAUCGUGCUGAUCUUUGCUGACGACCUCGGCUAUGGGGACCUGGGCUGCUAUGGGCACCCCAGCUCUACCACUCCCAACCUGGACCAGCUGGCGGCAGGAGGGCUGCGGUUCACAGACUUCUACGUGCCUGUGUCUCUGUGCACACCCUCUAGGGCCGCCCUCCUGACCGGCCGGCUCCCGGUUCGGAUGGGCAUGUACCCUGGCGUCCUGGUGCCCAGCUCCCGGGGGGGCCUGCCCCUGGAGGAGGUGACCAUGGCCGAAGUCCUGGCUGCCCGAGGCUACCUCACAGCAAUGGCCGGCAAGUGGCACCUUGGGGUGGGGCCUGAGGGGACCUUCCUGCCCCCCCAUCAGGGCUUCCAUCGAUUUCUAGGCAUCCCAUACUCCCACGACCAGGGCCCCUGCCAGAACCUGACCUGCUUCCCGCCGGCCACACCGUGCGACGGUGGCUGUGACCAGGGCCUGGUCCCCAUCCCACUGUUGGCCAACCUGUCCGUGGAGGCGCAGCCCCCCUGGCUGCCCGGACUGGAGGCCCGCUACAUGGCUUUCGCCCAUGACCUCAUGGCCGACGCCCAGCGCCAGGAUCGCCCCUUCUUCCUGUACUAUGCCUCUCACCACACCCACUACCCUCAGUUCAGUGGGCAGAGCUUUGCAGAGCGUUCAGGCCGCGGGCCAUUUGGGGACUCCCUGAUGGAGCUGGAUGCAGCUGUGGGGACCCUCAUGACAGCCAUAGGGGACCUGGGGCUGCUUGAAGAGACGCUGGUCAUCUUCACUGCAGACAAUGGACCUGAGACCAUGCGUAUGUCCCGAGGCGGCUGCUCUGGUCUCUUGCGGUGUGGAAAGGGAACGACCUACGAGGGCGGUGUCCGAGAGCCUGCCUUGGCCUUCUGGCCGGGUCAUAUAGCUCCCGGCGUGACCCACGAGCUGGCCAGCUCCCUGGACCUGCUGCCUACCCUGGCAGCCCUGGCUGGGGCCCCACUGCCCAAUGUCACCUUGGAUGGCUUUGACCUCAGCCCCCUGCUGCUGGGCACAGGCAAGAGCCCUCGGCAGUCUCUCUUCUUCUACCCGUCCUACCCAGACGAGGUCCGUGGGGUUUUUGCUGUGCGGAGUGGAAAGUACAAGGCUCACUUCUUCACCCAGGGCUCUGCCCACAGUGAUACCACUGCAGACCCUGCCUGCCACGCCUCCAGCUCUCUGACUGCUCAUGAGCCCCCGCUGCUCUACGACCUGUCCAAGGACCCUGGGAGCGACCGUCUGAGCACCUGCCCGUGUCUGUGCAGCAUGGCACACUGACGUCAGGCCCACGUGCAUGCCCAGGUGGCCAGUCACACGCCAGGUGCUCCCUCAGUGUUGGCCAAGUGAGAGGAGCACUCCUUCCGGGUGUUCAGACACCUCCCCGUUCGUUGCUACCAAACAGCCACCUCCUUCCUAAUGGGCUCCCAUUUUUCAGUGCUGGGCAAAGGUCCCUUAAUCUUGGAGUUGCAGCCUCUUUCUCUCCAAGGAGGGCGGUGACCAGCCUGAGCCAGUCAAUCCAGUGAUUGGUUCAGGAGUAGCCUGUGACCAGGAGUCCUGGUAGUGAACGACUGGGGCAGCCCUGGGGGUGAGGACCUUGUUCAGCCGUCACAGGCCCUGAUUGGACACUGGGCAGCUGCUAACCCAGUGUCUCCAGCUGCCUACCUGGAGAGCUCCAAGCGUAAGAAAAUAAACCCUGCCUGUUGAAGCCAC
This is a messenger RNA of Gorilla gorilla gorilla (western lowland gorilla), 2187 nucleotides long. It is a transcript of the gene ARSA, whose product is annotated as arylsulfatase A. The coding region runs from base 394 to 1755 and encodes 453 amino acids. The transcript is spliced from 9 exons. NCBI's taxonomy places the organism in Eukaryota, Metazoa, Chordata, Mammalia, Primates, Hominidae. Gene Ontology annotation, molecular function: arylsulfatase activity. The record is from RefSeq and is a predicted model, not a curated record.